Molecule: messenger RNA, 892 nt
Organism: Phytophthora nicotianae INRA-310
Lineage: Eukaryota; Oomycota; Peronosporomycetes; Peronosporales; Peronosporaceae
Exons: 1
Coding region: 209-832 (207 amino acids)
Source: RefSeq, a predicted model, not a curated record
CUUGAGCUUUCAGAUUCUAGGCGAUCUACUAGUGAACAAGACCAAGGAGCAGAACGAGCGAGUAUCCAAUGGGGAAUCUAAGAAUCCGUUCUUCGUCACACACUACACCAUCUCGAGCCAUGCACCGUUCGAUUCGUGGCCUAAAUGGUACUCAGAAUCUGAAAAGCCUGACUUUUCGGCCUUCUAUGAAGGACGACCUCACGCGGAUAUGAUCCAGAGAUAUCUGGAAGUGAGGUACUUUUGUGACAUGGAGCUAGGCAAGUUCAUGAACCGCAUGGCGACGGAGGGGAUUCUUAACGAUACUGUUGUUAUUAUCACGGGAGAUCAUGGCCAAGCACCUGAAGCAGACGUGACAAACACGCACGAGGAGUCUAUGACUCGUGUGGCAGCCGCCAUUGUCGCCGAAGGACGGCUAGGUGACGCUGUAGGCUUGAUGAUUGAAGACGCAGUGGAGCAUUAUGACUUCCUUAAUACGUUGGCAGAUAUUACUGGCGUUCCUGAAGGAGGAUUCCUCCAGAACGGCGUGGGACGCUCUCUCAAACGCAAGGUUCCGUAUGGGGAGCGCGUCGUCUUCAGUAAUGAGCCAAACCGCAAAAUGUCGAUUGUUCGAGGCCAUCAGCGUCUACGCUACGACCAAGUGAGUGACUCGAUGAUGCUGCACGACACGGAGAGCGACCACGCCAUGAAUACCGACCUGUUCCCGAAUCUUACUGCAGCAGCGCAGGCCGAGUGGCAAGCCUGGCGUGACAACGGCCGAAGACUUGCAGCCUACUACACCAAACGGUGGGACGAAAAUUGCCUGCUUGCUGUUAACUGCACGACCGAGCACUAACAUAGCGGAUAGUUUCGAUUGCAACAUUAUUAGCAAUAUACCUUGUGUGUUCGAGAACCC